This is a messenger RNA of Fusarium fujikuroi IMI 58289, 3690 nucleotides long. RefSeq lists its product as uncharacterized. Lineage: Eukaryota; Fungi; Ascomycota; Sordariomycetes; Hypocreales; Nectriaceae. The transcript has 6 exons. The coding region runs from base 1 to 3690 and encodes 1229 amino acids. The record is from RefSeq and is a predicted model, not a curated record. Gene Ontology annotation, molecular function: protein binding.
AUGGAGACAGUUGCUUCGGUAAAACGCCUUCUUCAAAGUUUCAACAGUAUUCUUUGGUCUCGCCUUGGUUUCAGGCCAGUUUCGUUCUUCGAAGAGCUGAACACACCUGGCACACCAGACAUGUUUGGCCCUAUCGUCAACUCUGAGGAUGUCCGCGUCGAAGGCCAGAAGCACAUUGGACUUCAUGCUGACCACUGGAACACCUGGAACUUCUCCGACCCUCUGAGCUCUACGUAUAAAGCCAUGUCAACGGUAUUACAGAGCUUUUAUCACAGUCUGCAGGUCAUCAAAUCCAACAACUCAUUCCAUUACAUGGACCCCGUCAUCACUGGACUCCUUCAAUCUCUCCAUGUCAAUAACACUGAGCGCCUAUCAGUCGCAAUGAAAGGGACUUGUUCCUGGAUCUUUGACCACCAUGCUUUUAAAUCCUGGAUUGAUCAGCCUUCGGGUCUUUUAUGGCUUCAAGGCAAGCCGGGAAGCGGCAAGUCAACGCUCUUGAGAUAUAUAUAUCAGAGUGUGAAGUUCCGACAACCGACAUCCCUCCUCUUUUUCCAAUUCAGCUACUCCAGUCACAAUUCUCUGAACGCCAUGCUUCGGUCCUUAAUAUUCCAACUGCUCGUCACGAGUCCCAGCUACCAACUCAAUGGGAUCCGGGAUACCUACGCUAUACGAACGGAAAUGCAUGGCGACUAUGGUACCGACUGGCAUUGGAGUGAUCCUGAGUUGGCCUCAUAUUUGCAGAAAUCAUUCCUACAAGCUACCCAAGACAACUCACAUUUUGUCGUAUUUCUUGAUGCUUUGGACGAGGCUACCGAGGAGCUGUCCGUCAUCUCAGUCAUUCUCGACAUCCUGACCAUUCCAUCUAUCCGGAUAUGUACUUCAUCACGUUCAAGCCCCGAGUUCCCCGACAUCGACGCGCAUACAAUAGUCCUAGAGGAUGUCAACACCGCCGAUAUCACAUACUACGCUGAGUCAAUAGUAUCAUCAGCUAAGGGCAAGGACUCCAAUAUCCAGAGAGAUCUGGUACAGAACUUGAUAGCGGCGUCGGACGGCAUAUUCUUAUAUGUUCACCUAGUUCUUUCUAAUCUCGAAAUAUGGAUGGAUAAGUCGGGGCCCCAAAAGCAAGAUCGGCUUGGCCACACGGACUUUCCCGAGCGCCUUGAGGAUCUGUAUUCGUUGAUCAUCAGCCACAUCAAAUCCAACGAGCGGAGUAAAGAUAUAGUUCGACAUCUCUUCCAGUGGGUGGCUUUUGCGACGCGUCCCUUGACAGUUCCUGAGCUCAUGAAUGCAAUGUCCUUCGAAAAGGUUGAGGGCUAUGAUCUUUGCCUUCACAGCUACCAAACUUUCCAUGAACCAAUUGACUAUUGUUCAUGCUACACGGCAAUCACGUCUGAUUUUAGAGGCUUAAUUACAGUCCAAACUACCCUUACUGCCCCGAAACAGUCUGUUGUAGGUUUCGUCCACCAAAGUGUUUUCGACUUUCUCAUGGAAUAUGAGUCAAUGGCUUUUCAACCAGACACCUUGGAACUCUGGGGACACGAGGCUCUUGCACGAUCUUGCUGCCAGAUAAUCCUCUCGGAGGUAAGUUCUCGGCAUAAAAGCAACGCAGCCUCGCUUUCUGAUACCCGCCAAAUCUCAUCCUAUGCUCUAGGGAGCUGGAUGUCGCAUCUAAAAAAAGCACUAGAACUGGGGCCGUCUUGCUCAGACCUCCUAUUGGAGCUUUCGCAGAAGCAUUGCCUAGAAGGCUCACUCGUGCUGGAAGAAAGCAGCGCUGCCAGAGACAGAUUCACUCCACGUUCGACACAGAAGUAUUCUAUCGACAUGAUAUGGGAAACAAAAGAGUGGGAAGCUUCAAGUCCUCUACUUUUAAUCUGUGCUGUUGGUCAUGUUGACUCAUGUCAACGAUACAUAUCACUAGGCGGGAGUUACAAUGACCGAGAUAGCUUAUAUGGCAUAUCUUGUCUUGGAUGGGCAGCGGCAAAUGGCCAUGUAGAAAUUGUGAAGCUUCUAAUCGAGCGUGGGGCCCCCGUUGACUACAGUCCAAAUGACACCUCGCCAUUGCAGCUGGCUGUCCAGUGCGGCAAGAGGAAAGUGGUGCAACAGCUUCUCAAGGCCGGGCCAGGUAUGAGUUGUGAGCUCACUACUGCCACUCAAUCUGCUUUGUCUCGGGCAGCAUCUCUUGGUCGGGCGUCGAUGGUCAAUCUACUAGUCUCCUACGGAGCCAACGCUCUGACACCUGACGAGUUUGGUUGGAGCUCUCUUCACCAUGCAAUCGCAGCAGGAAAGCGGGCAACUCUCGCACGACUCCUCUCUACAAUACCCAAGGUAUCUUUUGAAAGGCUUAAAGACCUCCCACCUCGCAACCUUCCAGGCUGGGUACGCCGCGUGCUGUUAGCAUUCGGGCUUGGGCUUUGUUGUCGUGGGUCUGGCAGUUGUUCCUCUUCUACAAACACCGGCCCAAUGGACUCCCGAAAAUCAGGAAAACGAGGCAGCCAGGGCUCAAAGAAACGCGGUCGUGACAUGAUUGAGGAUAUGGAUGAAAGUGAUCAGCAGAGCAUGGCGCCUCCCCCACAGAAGCAACCCCGACACCCUUUUGAAUUACGAUUCGCAUGCCCGUACAACAAAAGAUGCCCAAACCGUUUUGGGGGUGCUUGCUCCAACUUUGGGUUCCCAGAUAUGCACCGUUUGAAAGAACAUCUGUUCAGGCGACAUUUCCUCGGGUGCGACAAGAAGACUCGAUGCGGGAGGUGCAAGGCAAUCCUUCCAGAGACUGAAAUUCAGGAUCACCUUAUUCUAGCAGUAGCCUGUGAGCCUCUGAGAGUUGCUAUGAACUAUGAGGAUGGGUUCGACACUAACCAAAGCGACACAUUGAAAUCUCUCAAGCCCAAGCAGUUCGAGACACCAGUCCACCACUGGGAGAAGACAUUUAAUACAGUAUUUCCUGACUGGACAACUGACUUGCCAAGCCCUUAUCACGAGACAACCGAGACAGAGUGUCGUAUCAGGGUUGCGGCCAGGCUUCGUAGCGAAGAGUUUAGACAGGAGGUCUGGAGAAACCCUAGCAAUAUGGGGAGGGAGGUUUUCGAGCAACUAGCUAACCUUCUCGAUCCCUGGCCAAGAGCAUCAACCAGGCCUGGUAGCCAGACACCAACCAUUCCUGAGGAGCUACGUAUACGGCCAGGUGUAAUACAGGAGCAUAUUUCAACAGAAAUGAACACUUCGGUCGGUGUCGCCUUGCCCAUGGAGCCACAAGAGGGGACUGCUUCUUCAGACGCCCUUGCAUCAGCACCUGUGCUCAACUCAUCAGCUCAAAUCUAUCGUCCAAUUCCACCGCACUUUUUAUUCCCCCAACAUGUUUCCGAUACUCUGUCCCUUUCUUUGUUCAGUGGGACUGGUUCACUUAACAGCUUUGAUCCCGGUCAUGAAUCGAUGUACGGCGACACGGAUGCUAAUGAUGCUUCUAUGAGCUCGUGGGACUGCUCUUUCGCCAACGCCCAGAUGGGACAAACUUCCAACGAUCCUUUAGGGUUCACAUUGAACGCCCCGACUCCAGCUAGCAUUCCUAAUUCCUCAAGAUCAGAGAAUCAGCUGAACCGCAACACGGAUAUAGCCUUUUCAGGCGACACACAGCCAGCAGAAUAUGAAGAUGCCACUAAUACGUUCUGGAUUCCAUCUAGAAGGGCUGAUUGA